Molecule: messenger RNA, 550 nt
Organism: Quercus robur (English oak)
Lineage: Eukaryota; Viridiplantae; Streptophyta; Magnoliopsida; Fagales; Fagaceae
Product: mitochondrial import receptor subunit TOM7-1
Exons: 1
Coding region: 89-313 (74 amino acids)
Biological process (GO): protein import into mitochondrial matrix
Cellular component (GO): mitochondrial outer membrane translocase complex
Source: RefSeq, a predicted model, not a curated record
AGUCCUAGGUUUACACAUCGACACAAAACACACCUACCACCACAACCACAACUACAACAAGAGGGAAACAAACACCACCGAAAAAACAAUGGCGUCUAGGGUUUCAUUGAAGAGCAAGGGCAAAGCGAGCGGCAAGGCCUUGAAGGGCUCUGCAGAGGAAAAAUCCAUUGGCGAGAGCUUAAAGGAGUGGAGCACUUGGGCCCUGAAGAAGGCCAAGGUCGUCACCCACUAUGGUUUCAUUCCUUUGGUCAUCAUCAUCGGCAUGAACUCCGAGCCCAAACCCCAUCUCGCUCAGCUCCUCAGCCCUGUCUGAUCGAUCUUACUGGCUAGUUUUCUGCAAUACCCAGAUCGGGAUUUGGGAUUUUCUUUCAUGGGUUGGUGCCUAUUUGUCGAAAUCUACAUGUUUUGAGUUUGGGUUUUAAAUCUGUUAUGUUAUGGAUUUUGUGUAUCUUUAGGGUUAUCUUUCAGAAAGUCAUAAUCUAGGGAAUUAGAAAAAUAAUAUUAUGUUUAAUUUUCAAUGUUGAAAGCUUUAUUUUAUUGCGUUUUUUUA